UACAUAGUGAGUUCAAGACCAGCCUGGACUACAGAGCAAGACCCUGUCUCAAACAAACAAGAAAGUUUUUGGAAGUAUCUCUAAAUGUCUGUAGUGGUAUAUGAGCAGCUUAAGAGAAGUUGACUUCAGUGGGAAUAAUCGAGGCAAGUUUCUGUGUGUCAUCAGAUUUAUUCAGAAGUUUGACAGAGUCUUUCUUUGAAUUUAAGAAUUGUGUACAUUUAAUAAGAAGAUGAACUUUCAAUUUAAUUUCAAUAUAGAAGAAGAAGAAAAUGAAUUAACAUGCCUUGAAGAUGGAGCUUUGACUCUGGAUCCCUCAAAAGGGUCAUCAACCUCAAAAAGUCAAAAAGGAGGACAGAAAGAGAGGAAACAGUCUAUGGAACAGUCUGACCUGCCUCCAGAGCACUUGUGGCAAUGCAGGACAACGGGAAAUGUAGAGCCCUCUCAAGAUUAUGACAGCCCAGUCAGUGCAGCCAAUAGUGCAAGGGACUCGGACUCAAGGGAAAAGCAACCCUGCCUGGGAGCUGCCAAAGAACAUGCUAUUCCUAAAGAUUUGAAGAAAGUGUUAGAAAAUAAAGUCAUAGAAAUGUUACCAGAUCUUCAACAUGUUAACAUACCAGUAGUGAAAACUGCCUGGUCAAAAAAAAACUUUCCUGAAGAAAACAUAAUUUCCAAAAGCUUGUCUUCUCACUCUGAUCUGAUUACAGGUGUUUAUGAAGGAGGCUUAAAAAUCUGGGAAUGUACGUUUGAUCUCUUGGCUUAUUUCACAAAGGCCAAAGUAAAAUUUGCUGGGAAAAAAGUGUUAGAUCUUGGCUGUGGAUCAGGAUUGCUGGGUAUAACUGCAUUCAAGGGAGGGGCCAAAGAAAUUCAUUUUCAAGAUUAUAACAGUUUGGUGAUUGAUGAAGUGACUUUACCUAAUGUAGUUGCUAAUUGCACUUUGGAAGAUAAGGAAAGUGAUGUAAGUGAACCAGAUGUGAAAAGAUGCAGAAAGUCAGAAGGAGCACAAGAACUUUGUAAAUGCCGGUUCUUUUCUGGAGAGUGGUCUGAGUUUUGUAAGCUUAUAUUAAGCAGUGAAAAUCUCUUUGUAAAAUAUGACCUCAUUCUUACCUCUGAAACCAUUUAUAAUCCAGAUUAUUAUACUACUUUGCACCAGACAUUCCAUAGACUAUUGAGUAAAGGUGGGCGGGUUCUUUUGGCCAGCAAAGCACAUUAUUUUGGUGUUGGUGGAGGUGUUCAUCUUUUUCAGAAGUUUGUAGAAGAAAGGGAUGUAUUUGAGACUAAGAUACUAGAAAUAAUUGAUGGAGGACUGAAGAGGUUCCUAAUUGAAAUGGCUUUUAAGUGCCCUAGUUAA
This is a messenger RNA of Octodon degus (degu), 1348 nucleotides long. It is a transcript of the gene Mettl18, whose product is annotated as methyltransferase like 18. The record is from RefSeq and is a predicted model, not a curated record. The transcript has a single exon. The coding region runs from base 230 to 1348 and encodes 372 amino acids. Gene Ontology annotation, biological process: peptidyl-histidine methylation, to form tele-methylhistidine. Gene Ontology annotation, molecular function: protein-L-histidine N-tele-methyltransferase activity. NCBI's taxonomy places the organism in Eukaryota, Metazoa, Chordata, Mammalia, Rodentia, Octodontidae.